Labrus bergylta (ballan wrasse) is the source of this 1779-nucleotide messenger RNA. Its product is annotated as transmembrane protease serine 2-like. The record is from RefSeq and is a predicted model, not a curated record. Gene Ontology annotation, biological process: protein autoprocessing. Gene Ontology annotation, cellular component: membrane. Gene Ontology annotation, molecular function: protein binding; serine-type endopeptidase activity. NCBI's taxonomy places the organism in Eukaryota, Metazoa, Chordata, Actinopteri, Labriformes, Labridae.
AACUUUAAACCAAUGCCAAUGAGGCAUGAGGAGGGGCAACUCUUAAGCCCAAACAAACGCCUUCAUUUCAUCAGUGUGAGGAUACAGAGAACAGAGUGGUGAAAUGUGAACGGAGACUCUACAUGUAUGAGUUUUAUCUUUCCAGUGACCUAAAGAGCAGAGUCUCUCCUAUAACUUAAUUACUUUUGGAUCUGUGAGUGGACGUUCAUAAAUGAUCUUCUCAUGAGAUUGAUGUCUGAUUAUUGAGAUUAGUGUUGAUUAUCUCAGGAAGACAUUUUCUCCACUGCAUCAUUCUGUGGAUUUCAAAAUACUGCUGGUUAAAUAGAAAAUGACAACCAAUCUGUAUCUGGACUCUGCUCCUCAGAAAUGUCCUCCAUCUAGCAGUUCAGAUGUAAAUCCUCAGUAUGUGCAUCAUCUGGCCCUGAAUCCUCCUGAGAUUAGCCACUCCAUUCCCAAACACAAAGAUGUAAAACAUAGGUGUGUAAAGUUCACUGUGGCUGCUGUGAUCAGCCUCCUGCUCCUCCUCCUGCUGGCUGGGGUCCUCCUUGGUUACUACUUCUCCUCUCCCUGUGUGCACGGGAUGCAAUGUGGUGAUGGGAGCUGUGUGUGGGAGUCUCAGUGGUGUGACGGAGUGAUGGACUGCCCUGCAGGCCAAGAUGAAGCUAACUGUGUGAGGGUGCAUGGUUCAAGUUUCCUACUUCAGAUCUAUUCGUCCCAGAGUAAAAACUGGAGGACUGUUUGUUCUCGGGGCUGGAGUGACCUGCAGGGUAAAGCGAGCUGCAGGCAGAUCGGAUACAGCAGGAAGACAUAUUUUAAAUCAGGCCAACAACAGACUGACUCCAAAGAUGGAUUCCUUAUAGUAAAGUCUAACUUCAACCCUGCUGCAUCCUUACUGCAACAGCUUGUCCUCAGCAAUACCUGUCCAAACAACAGUGGGGUGACAUUGUUUUGUACUGAUUGUGGGACUGGGGUGAACUCCAGCAGAGCCUCUGGGGGCCAGCCUGCCUCUCUAGGGUCCUGGCCGUGGCAGGUCAGCCUGCAGGUUGCAGGCUCCCACCGCUGUGGAGGAGCGGUCAUCUCCCCCUACUGGAUAGUCACUGCAGCAGACUGUGUGGCGAGUGUCUCAAGCCCUGGAGACUGGGCAGUGUAUGCUGGGGUGGUGGAACCGCUGGGCACUCUGUUUAACCCUUCCUACUCUGUUAGCCACGUCAUAGCCCAUGAAGGCUACAACAGCUUUACUCUCAAGAGUGACAUCGCUCUGAUGAGGCUGUCUAAACCUCUGGACCACACAGUCUCCAGUCAUAUUGGACCUGUGUGCCUCCCAAAUGUUGGUGUUAACAUUACUGAUGAUCAGAAAGGCUGGAUAUCACGAUUUUCUGGCACAGUCAAUGGAGACUCUGGCUCUCCGUACCUGAUGGAGGCUCAGGUCUCUCUGGUAGAUGCAGCUGACUGCAACAGCUCCACGGCUUACAAUGGAAGAAUAACACAGGACAUGUUAUGUGCCAGAGAGGUGGAGGCGUCAGGCAAUAUGUGUGGUACUGACAGCGGCAGCCCUCUGGUGGCCCUGAAGGAUGGAGUAUGGUGGCUCAUAGGGGACUGCAUCAGGGGGCAAGACUGCACAGAGCACCAGAGACCGGGCGUUUAUGGCAAAAUCCCCUUUUUCCUGGACUGGAUCUUCCAACAGAUGAGGAAGCAUCAAGAUGAAUGAAGACGAAAAGUCCAAAUGUGUUAUACGAGAUCUUUGUUUACAAUUUUCUACAAUUUGCAGAGAGUAAUUUU